Messenger RNA from Cladophialophora psammophila CBS 110553, 1632 nucleotides. RefSeq lists its product as uncharacterized. The transcript has 3 exons. Lineage: Eukaryota; Fungi; Ascomycota; Eurotiomycetes; Chaetothyriales; Herpotrichiellaceae. The coding region runs from base 1 to 1632 and encodes 543 amino acids. The record is from RefSeq and is a predicted model, not a curated record. Gene Ontology annotation, molecular function: NADP binding; flavin adenine dinucleotide binding; N,N-dimethylaniline monooxygenase activity.
AUGGGCUCACAUCAGAUUGAGCAGGUCGAUGUCCUGCUCGUUGGAGCUGGCUUUGCCUCUUUCACUUUGCUGAACCGCCUGCGAAAUCUCGGCUACAGUGUUCGCAUCUUUGAGAAGGGAGGGGCCAGUGGCGGUAUUUGGUACUGGAACUGCUAUCCCGGUGCCCGUGUGGAUACCGAUACGCCCAUCUACCAGCUGUUUGAUAAGGAACUAUGGGAAGAUUUCACCUUCAAGGAGCGAUACCCGGGAUGGCAGGAUCUUCGUCGCUACUUCAAACACGUCGAGAAGAAGUGGAAUAUUCGUGACUACACCUCUUUCAACAAGAACGUGGACAGCGCUAUCUUUGAUGAAGGUCGCCAACAGUGGUUGGUUGAGUGCGCGGACGGAACCGAAAUCUAUGCCAAGUGGUUCAUCCCCUGCAUCGGGUUCGCCAGCAAAAGAUAUACGCCUCCGUUCCCCGGUCUCGGUAACUUCAAGGGCGAUAUCUACCAUACUGCCGUGUGGCCCCAGCACGGUGUAAAUUUGAAGGGCAAGCGCGUCGCUGAAAUCGGCACCGGUGCCUCUGGAAUCCAAGUCAUUCAGGAGAUUGGUCCAGUCGUGAAGGAGUUGACCGUUUACCAGAGAACACCUAAUUUGUGCCUGCCGAUGAACCAGCGCAUGCUCGACCCUCAAGAAGAGGAGGAGAAAAAGAAAAAUGGCUGGUAUGAGACGGAGAUGGAGAAGACCCGCGACACUUUUGCCGGCUUUAGCUAUGACUUUAUGGAGAAAAACACCUUUGAUGACACGGCUGAAGAGCGUGAAAAGGUCUACCACAACCUCAUGGUUGAGGAGGGUGGUUUCAAGUUCUGGCUUGCGACAUACAAGGACAUGCUGUUCGACCUCAAAGCCAAUGAACCCGCUUACAAUUUCUGGCGCCAGCAGGUCUUGAAACGCGUCAAGGACCCCGAGAAGCAAAGACUUUUGGCCCCCGAGGUCGCACCCCAUCCGUGGGGCACCAAACGCCCAUCCCUUGAACAGAGGUUCUACGAAGUGGUUGAUCAACCCAAUGUGAAGAUCAUCGAUGUUAAUGAGAACCCAAUUGAAGAAGUCACGGCCACUGGUCUCAGAACCAAACAGGGGCUGGUCGAGGUGGACGUCAUCAUCCUGGCCACCGGCUUCGACUCGGUCACGGGUUCGCUGGCUCAACUCAAUAUCCAAGGCACCAAGGGUGGCACAAUUGCCGACCACUGGAAAGACGGCACCAAGACCGCCAUGGGGAUCGCCAUGCCCGAAUUUCCCAAUAUGUUCUUCUUGUACGGACCCCAGGCACCCACGGCCUUUAGCUCAGGCCCUACGUGCACGCAAUUCCAAGCCGAGUGGGUUGAGAAGACGUUCAAGAUGAUUCAGGACAAGGGCAUAACCAGGCUUGAAGCCACACCAGAGUCAGAGGAAGACUGGUGCAAGAGGAUGAAUGAGAAAUGGAAUGCGACUCUGUUCCCCUUAGCCAAGAGUUGGUACCAGGGCGCGAACAUCCCCGGCCGCAAAGUCGAACCCCUGAACUGGUCCGGUGGAUUGGUUGAAUACGUCAACACUUUGAACCGCAGUCUAGAGAACGAUAUGCAGGGCUGGAAAUACUCCACUGCUACGGCAUGA